CCGCCGCUUGGCGCUUUUGUGCGCGCUCCGGGCUGUUGGUACCCGGAGUGCGGCCGGGCGGGUCGGAGCGAGCAGCAUCUUCCCCAUUGAUUGGAUUGUCUGCCCUAGAACACGUUUUCGGUCUCCUGACUUCUGUUUGCCAUGGCUUCGUCUAACAUCCAGGUGAAAGAGCUGGAGAAACGCGCCUCUGGGCAGGCCUUUGAGCUGAUCCUCAGUCCCCGGUCCAAAGAGGCAGUCCCCGAUUUCCCCCUCUCCCCUCCCAAGAAGAAGGACCUCUCGCUGGAAGAGAUCCAGAAGAAACUGGAAGCCGCCGAAGAGAGGCGCAAGUCUCACGAAGCCGAGGUGUUGAAGCAACUCGCCGAGAAGCGAGAGCAUGAGAAAGAAGUGCUUCAGAAAGCAAUCGAGGAAAACAACAAUUUCAGCAAGAUGGCAGAGGAGAAACUGACCCACAAAAUGGAAGCUAACAAGGAGAACCGGGAGGCCCAGAUGGCGGCCAAGCUGGAGCGUUUCCGAGAGAAGGACAAGCACAUCGAGGAAGUGCGGAAGAACAAAGAAUCCAAAGACCCUGCCGACGAAAAUGGAGCCGACUGAUGGGUUCUGACAACUGACUCUCUCCCCCUCCCCUUAAGAUCCAAAGACUGUACUGGCCAGUGUCUCUUUUUGUUCUGUUUGGGUUUUUUUUUUCCAUUUUUGUUCGUUAUUCUUUUCCCCCCCGUCCUGACACAUAAUCUAGAAACUGAUGUAGAACCGUAUAGGUAGAUUCCCAACUGUCCGACGUUGUUUUGGGGGCGAAGGGGGAGAAAUGGCUAGGGUUUUACUCCUUUUCUAAAGUGUUUAAGUCUUUCUAACGUAGCUAUUUUUCUUGUUGCAUCUUUUCUACGCCGGUACCCUUGGUACCGGGUUAAUGGCUCGUGCUGUGUUGGCUCUGUGGAAAACAUGUCUGUGAAAAGAAUCUGUAGAACGCUUCGUUCAAACUGGGAGUCGGCGAAUUACCCGUUCGUUCAUUCUAAAACCCGACAGUCCUGGGCUUACCAGAUGCUACUGAAACUGAAUGGUUAAUAAAACUGCACAGUGCUGUUAAA
Ornithorhynchus anatinus (platypus) is the source of this 1082-nucleotide messenger RNA. RefSeq names its product stathmin 1 (gene STMN1). Gene Ontology annotation, biological process: microtubule depolymerization; regulation of microtubule polymerization or depolymerization; neuron projection development. Lineage: Eukaryota; Metazoa; Chordata; Mammalia; Monotremata; Ornithorhynchidae. The transcript is spliced from 5 exons. The record is from RefSeq and is a predicted model, not a curated record. Gene Ontology annotation, molecular function: tubulin binding. Bases 142 to 591 code for a protein of 149 amino acids. Gene Ontology annotation, cellular component: neuron projection; cytoplasm.